AUUCGCCAACAACAACUCCUUCACGGGCCCUCUGCCGUCCUUCUUUGGCAGCAUGACCAGGCUGCAGCAGCUAAAGCUCUACUCCAACCCCAUGGGAGGGUCGCUGCCGGAGUCCUACUCGCAACUCAAGAACCUCACCCACCUCCAUCUGACGGACAUGGGUCUAUCGGGCCCCAUUCCCGACUCGUGGGGCCACAUGAAGAGCCUUCAGUACUUCCAUUUGAGUCGCAACAAUCUCUCGGGCACGCUUCCCCUCUCGCUGGGUCAACUCACCAACCUUGUUGAAUUGUCUCUCAACCAAAAUCCGCUGCUGGAGGGAAAGCUGCCGCCCUGCUGGGCCACCAUUCAGUCCCUCGGCACUCUCACACUAACAAGCACCAAGCUGCACUGCCCCACGCGCCCUGUGGAUUCCUGCUGUCCCGGCACCCUGCAGAGCGACCUGCCCUACUGCUCCCUCAUCUGCCACCACUUCUGCCACGACUGCCAUCCACCACCACUGUCGACAGCGUACAUUGCUGGUAUCGUGGUGGGCUGUGUGCUGCUGCUGGCGGUGCUGCUGCUCGUAUCGCUCUAUGUGUGGUACUACUACUGGGGACCCGGCAGCCGCAAAG
This is a messenger RNA of Closterium sp. Yama58-4, 611 nucleotides long. NCBI's taxonomy places the organism in Eukaryota, Viridiplantae, Streptophyta, Zygnematophyceae, Desmidiales, Closteriaceae. The record is from the annotation of a GenBank genome assembly.